AUGGACCUCCGACAAGCAAGCGAUAUCCACAUGAUAUUUAGACAGGGUGUGGACAGUGAUCGCUUACAACCUCCAACACAUCCUCCGUCGCAUCUACAAAUUGAAGCGCCUGAUGCGCGUCAUAUUCGCGUGACCUGGAUGCAAGUACCGCAAAGUACAUGGAUGUGCAAUGAAAUUCAGAUUGAACUUGAAGUAACUGAGCCAACCAGAUUGCCAUUGGUAAUUCUUGAUGGACGUCAAACAUCACACGUUCUAAAUACGCAACCUAACCAACAAUGGUCUGUUCGCGUACGUACAAAAAAUUCAGCGGGUCAUUCUCCUUGGUCCCAAACAGUUUCAACGCGUACAGCACCAGCAGGAGAAUUGAUAAUUGGACCUACAGUAAGUUUCCGACAAGGUAUUCCAGUGCUUACAUGGAAUAGCUUGGAGCGUGUCGAAGAUAUAGUUAAAUCUUAUCAAGUUGAAUGGAGAUCUUCGGUCAGUCCGUCUUGGCAAAAGUAUCGGGAAUCGGUACCAUACACUGGCUGGCAGAGGCCAUAUACAAUUGAAAUGAAAGAUCUUGUUCCUGGUCAGUAUUAUCAAAUCCGCAUAAACGCUAUAGAUGCAAAUAAUGCAGUAUCUUAUACAACAUCCGUGGUAAACGUACAGGCACAAAGAAUGUGCAGCCCACCUCGACGAGCACCAAUAAAUGUUCAUGCAACUGCCAUUGGUCCCACCCAAAUUCGAGUUUCUUGGCAUCCGCUCCAUGAAACUGAAUGGAACUGUGACCAAAUAUGGUACGUAGUCAAAUAUAGCACACCUAGAGACCAAGGUUUUCGUAAUCUAACGAGAGGUGAGAACCAGGUGGUGUUUGAUUCUAAGCCAUUUACUCAGUGGACAUUUGAAGUCCAAGCAGCAAAUCCAGCUGGAGAGUCAGUUUGGUCGAAAAGUGUCACUGCACAAACCCAGGGAACAGCUCCUGGUCCAAUAUCAGAUCUUCGCAUUUACACCAUAUCACCAGACUCACUCCAACUUUCUUGGAGACCCCCAGAAAAUCCAAACGGUCAAAUUACAGGCUAUGAAAUUACCUAUCAGUUACUAUCAAAAGGACUUUGCGACCAAGUUAGCGAUCGACCAAUUACAGUGACAAGUAAUAGGCCAUCAUAUACAUUACGCGGACUAUCACCGCAUUCGAAUUACCGCAUAAGUGUAGCUGCUAAGACGAAUAUUGCAGGUGAACCACUGUCGCAAGAAGUUCAAACAGACCAAUCAAUUCCAACAGCUUCACCUUUAUAUAUACGAUCUGAAAGCAAAACACAUGAUACUUUGGAUAUUAGUUGGCAAGCACCACCAUGUAUCCAUACUAAUGGUGAAAUCACAGAGUAUGAAUAUGAAAUAAAGGUGGCAGAUGGUGAUCCAUCGCAAAAACCUGUUGUCAAUACGGUCAGGGGAAACACACGUACAAGAAUAAGUGGUCUUCGACCGUUGAGGAAAUAUUAUGUUCGCCUACGUGCCUAUACUAGGAAAGGGCCAGGACCUUGGUCGCAACCAGUCAUUAUGCAAACUGCUCCUUCUCAAGAAAUCUCUCCUCCACCAGUUGUAAAGUUGUUAACGGCGGAUUCAAAUCAGGCUCAUCUACUUUGGCAAGAACCAGAUAAGGCUUAUGGUCAUGUGGAUAGAUUCAAAUGUCAAUAUUCAGUUGUCGGUACCAGAGAUUAUCGCGAAAAACAAUUUCCAGCAACAAAUCCAUGUUCGAAAGAGAUUAGUCGCAUAGCAGGACUACCCGUUUCGCCUACUGGUCCACGUUGGCAUUGUGGCACUAUUGGUGGAUUACAGCCAGAGAAAGAAUAUGAAUUUCGGGUCUCAGCAGGUAGUCCAGAUGGAGCAUGGUCGCCUUGGAGCCGGCCUGAGAAAGGUUCCCUUAGUGAAGAACCUGUCCAGAUCCUUUCCAUUCAAAAAAUAGGCGGAAGUGCGACAAAUUUACAAAUCGUCUGGAAUAUAAAACCAACAGAUAUAUCACGUGUCAGUGGAUUCCGGAUUCAUGUUGCACCUUUAGAAUAUAGAGCUCAGCCACAGAUAUUCACUGUCGACCGUUCAACAAUGCAAUACCAAGUAGAUAAUUUGAAACCGAAUAGCGAUUAUAACAUAACUGUAGAAGCUGCCGUUGGAUCGAGAUACCAUUCUGGAACAAGCGUACGAAUGCGGACGGAUUCUUUAUCGCCUACAGAUACUUUGUUGCGACCAAAAGUUAUUGAAGAACAAGCAACUUCUGUUACUGUUGAAUGGAGUGCACCACGCAUAGAUGUUGGUGGAUUCAUUGUAGAGUACCGUCUGGGCGAUGGCGUAUGGCUGGAAUAUCCGAAGCGAAUUCCUGCAUAUCCUGGUCGCCGAACAUAUACUGCUAAAGUAGAACAGUUACCCACAAAUAAUGCUGUGGAUAUUCGGGUACGUGGUGUAUCCUUACAAAAUGAAAAAUUGUCGCCUGGGCCAGAAAUUCGAGCACGCACUAAGUGCUCAGCGCCUCCAUUCCCACCACAAGCUAUACGAAUUGAUGCUCCAACUACGAAUGAAGUUCGCGUUUCAUGGGCCAGACCAGCGAAAGAUACUUGGCAAUGUGACCAAUUAAAUUUUGAAAUUGCAUAUCGUGUUGGAAAUGAUGCUGAAAAAAUCAUUCCAGUUGCCGGUGACCAAACUGAAUACUCUUUUCCGGCUGAUGCAAACAGUCGUUGGGCCAUUAAAGUUCGUUCCAGUAAUCAAGUUGGUGCCAGUCCAUGGAGCACAGUACAGACAAUAGCAACGAAACAAGGAGUUCCUGGCUCUGUGAGAAAUUUACGUCUUCGUGCUAUAGGACCAAAUGAAGUGCUAGUUCAGUGGUCAGCACCCAUAGUUCAAAGAGGCACAAUUGUUGGUUAUGAUAUAAGUUAUCGCUUAAAACAUAGGCUCGCUUGUCCAGAUGAAGAACCAAGAGAUGUGAGUCGAGAUUUUAUUACAGUAUAUAAUCACAAAGAUCUUGAGUAUACACUAACUGGCUUGCUUCCCUUCUCACUUUAUGAAGUUCGAGUGAGGGCACGGACUACAGAACUAGGCCCUGAAGAAACAAAAGAUAUUGUAACUGAACAACAGCCACCAAGCGCUCCACCAUUAAAUCUUCAACUAGGAUACGCUUUGGAGCGAUCAAUUAACUUCCAAUGGGAAGAAGUCGAAUGUUCUCAACGUCAUGGUCAUAUUGUCAAUUAUGAAUAUGAAAUUCUCGGACAAGAUGAUUGGGCCAAAUUAGAAAGGCAAAUAGCCAAUACUACAAACACAUAUAUCACAAUUGAUGGUCUCACGCCUUUCACCAAAUAUGUUAUGAGAGUUAAAGCAUAUAAUAGUGUUGGUGGUGGGCCUAACACCGAAAAUCUGGAUGCAAUGACUUCAAAAGCUGAUGCGCCUUUACCUCCACAGGAUUUAGUUGUUGCUCAAGAAGGCACAAAUUCAUUUAUGAUAUCAUGGUUGCCACCUUAUCCUCCUUAUGGUCCACACGAUGCGUAUAAAAUACGCUAUCAAAUUCUUAAUGCAAAUUCCUGGACAAAUAUCGAGAAAGAUGUUGACGAUCAUCUCUUGCAAUGUCCAGCAGAUAGCCCUCGCUUUUGCUUUAAUAUUACUAAUUUGGAACAUGGGCAACAAUAUCGAGCUCAAGUAGCAACUCGAAUUGAAGGUGGAUCAUAUGGACCAUGGAGUACAGUUAUAAUAGCCAAUACGCUUCAAAUCCUACCUGAUGCACCAAGAGCUAUCGAGUUGAUAGCAAAGACACAUCAUUCACUCCAUAUACGCUGGCUUCCUCCAGCUGACCCACUUGGUCACAUAACUCAGUAUAAAGUCAAUAUUGUUUCAAUGGAGGACCCUCAAGGUCAAAUUAUAACUCAUUUAGUUGAUCACCCAAAUCUGCAAUUUUUAUUCAGUAAUCUUCUUCCAGAAACGUCUUAUAAUGUAAGCAUAUCGGCUGGAACUUCCCGUGGUUUUGGGCCAGAAAUAUGGACCAGAUAUUCAACAAACCCAUUUAAGGUGCCAGGCAUUCUUGCAGCACCAGAAUUAAGGCCAGAUAAUGCAAAUGCUCUUGAUGUUCAGUGGAAUGGUGUACCAGAUCCGAAUGGGCGCAUUCGAGGUUAUAUCAUUGAAUAUCGUCCCAGCGAUACCCCAACAUUUACAGAAUAUAGCGGAAUAAUAGAACAAGAAGCAAAUAAGGAAAAAUAUAAUCAAAAAAUGCAUAACUUAAACGCCGAUACUUUAUAUUUCGUACGCAUCAAAGUGAUUGAUAAAAAACAGAGGAUAAGUGAACCAAGUCCCGAGGCUAAUGCGCGAACAGGUUGUGCAGUUCCUAUAUCUCCACCGUCGAACGUUAAUGUUCAUUCACCUUCAUCGACUCAAAUAAGAAUCAGUUGGCAAGCGCCUUCACAAAGCUCUUGGCGUUGUUCAAAUAUUCGAUACAAAAUUGAAUAUAUGAAUGGUACUAGCCCAAGGCACCAGAUCGAUGUACCAAGUGGAGUGACGGAAAAAGUCAUAGAUUCAGCACCUAAUACAUUGUGGCGUGUACGAGUACGACUAGAAAAUGAUGCUGGUGCAUCUGACUGGAGCAAAGAAGUUUCAAUACGAACAAGUGAAGGAGCUCCGGGUACAGUGGAAGGACUAACAGCUAGAUCCGAUGGACCAAAUUCAGCAAUCGUUUCAUGGAAUCAACCGAUACAAACCAAUGGCAUUAUUACAGGCUACGCGGUUAUUUAUAGACUUAAAUCGAUUGGUGAAUGUGGUCCAAGAAGUUCACGACCAAUAACAAAAAAUGUGCAAGAUGAAAAACUGGUCCUUGAUGGCUUGCUUCCAGAUUCGACGUACGAGAUAUAUGUAAUUGCACAUACUUCUCAGGCAGGGCCACAGUCUUCGCCCGUAACCUUUACUACUGAAGAAUCUAUUCCAACCGGACCACCUCUCAAUGUCCGCAUGAGUUCAGUUACACAAACAAAAGGUGACCUAUUGUGGAAUGAACCAGAAUGUGAAAUGAGACAUGGAAAGAUCAUUGGUUAUGAUUAUGUGUUGCAAAGUUUGGAUAUUUGGGCAGAAAAUGAAUCCGAUUAUACGACCUUGCAAAAAGUCUAUUUCGAUAAACUUGUGCCAUACACUCGAUAUAGAGUUCGAGUUCGAGCUAAGAAUUCUGUUGGACAUGGACCAUUUUCAGAUUGGAUAUCAUUCCAAACGCAUCCAUCUGCGCCUUUUGCACCAUCAGAUCUUGUCGAAGAGCAGUCAUUCCCACAUGCCAUCGAAAUAUCUUUCAUUCCUCCUGUUCCACCGCAUGGAUUAAUCAAUGAAUAUAGAAUACGACACACACCAACGGGACAACGCAAUUUCAAAGAAGUUCGUGUAGGUGUCGAGCAUUUGCAAUGCUCAGAUUCCAGCAAAAAGAAUCGUCUUUGCUAUCGAGUGGUCAACUUAGAUCCUGAACUUGAAUAUGAAAUACAAGCUGCUGCACAUUCUGUUGGCGGUGGUUGGGGAACAUGGAGUGAACCACUUUUAGCUAGCACUCAUGAACAAAAUAUACCCGUGUUGGAGCGCGAACUUGAGGUAGUCGAUAUAAAACCAACCAGUAUUACAGUUCGUUGGAGAGGACUCGACGGUGAUCAAGCCGCACAUAUUGUUGGAUAUGUUGUCGAAUAUAAAUCAGAGGCUGAUGAUGAUGAAUGGAAGGAAUACAAUGGAAUUACGAAACAUAAGCCUCGAAUGAAUGAAUAUAAGAUAAACGUUCGACAGUUGGAAUCCGCAACUGAAUAUUUCUUCCGUUUGAAAGUGGUUGGGAAAAACGACAAAAGAGGAUCACCUGGACCGGAAGCGCCACCAGAAGAGGUUAAACUUGAACCUAUUGAUUUCGAAACACUAAAGGUGUCAUGGCGUAAACCAGAAAAAACGACGUGGAAUUGCAAGGACGUCGAAUAUUUGAUUGAAUUUGUAAACACUACUUCUCGAGGUGUGAUUAGUGCGCCAUCCGAUUCGAAAGAAAUGUUAUUAUCAACCCUUCCCGGUACAAAAUGGGAUAUAAAAAUGCGAACUCAAACACUUGAAGAGGGUUAUAAGCCAAAUUACAGUCCUUGGAGCGACCGUGUUACACUCAUUACUCAGGCACUACCCGGAGAAAUCUUUGUUAAAGUAGAACCAAAAGGUCCUGAAACUGCUCAUGUCAUGUGGGACUUAGCAGAUCAAGAUCAAAAAUGGAAUUAUGGCGUUGAUAUAACAUAUAAAUUGAAACAACUUGGAGGCUGUGCAGAAUCUCGCAGUGGUGAUCAUGAACCUAUUACAAAAUAUAACGUGCAAGAUAAAUUAAUCAUUCUAGAUGAUUUGAAGCCUGGUUCUGAAUACGAAAUAAUCGUAACACCUCGUAGGCCGCCUACGUUGCAUUCUUCUGUAGUUUCACCCAAAACUGUUCGACGAUUCCGCACAAAAACGGAUCUACCUUCUGGUCCACCUAUGAAUUUACGUGUUGAUUCACGUAGAAAUACCGAAAUUGGCUUUAAAUGGGAUCCGCCCGUUUGUGCAUCACAGAAUGGAAAAAUUACACAAUAUGAAUUCGAGGUGGUAGGUGAUGAAGAAUGGAAUGAUGACAAGCGUGAAGGUGUUACUCCUCGAACAAAUGUUGUGGUUGAUCAACUUAAACCUGGUUCCUUAUAUAAUGUAAGAGUACGUGCAUAUACCAGUGAAGGAGCUGGACCAUGGUCAAACAGCAUUCAAAUUAGAACAACUGGUUCUGAAUUAGGACCCCCUCGAGAACUGACUGCAGUACAGACUAAAGCAAAAUCUGUUCAGCUCACUUGGCUUCCACCUUAUCCCGAGCGUACUCCUGUAGUGGCAUACAAAUUUAAAUACAGCCCACGAGCGGACGAUUCAAAUCCCAUGCUACUUGAAGUUUCGGGUGAUGACCUAAGUUGUCAAGGUUAUAAGAGCCCUCUUAUCACUUCCGAAAAUCUUUGCACAACUAUCAAAUCAUUACAACCGGAUACCACUUACAGCUUUGCCGUACAAGCGCAGUCGACAUCUAGUAAUUGGGGUGAAUGGUCCCCCACUUAUUUUGCAACAACUCGAUCAGCCGAUGAUGGGCCAAUUCCUGGCAAACUUCGACUAGUUUCUGCAGGCCACGACAAUCUGAGAGUAAAUUGGAUCGUUCCACCUGUUAUACGUGAAAUGAUUGAUCGCUAUUUGGUCACCAUAUCAGUCGCAAGUGCUUUUGACCAAUAUCCAAAAGAGUUCAAUACGCCUGGUUCGCAAAAUGAUUUCCAUUUUCGUGGCCUUGAACCUGUUACACAUUAUAAUAUUACAGUGCAAGGCCUUUCUAAAGGAAAGCAUUUAUGGUUUAUAUCUGAAAUCUUUGCCACCACAGAUUAUGCAGAAGGUCUCUUAUCAUGGUUACCAGCGCCUACUGAUCUAAAACUCUUGGAGAAGGCAGAUACGAUGAUGCAUGUCGCAUGGAGUCCACCAGAAAUUUUUGAUCCUCAAUAUAAAGAUUUAAUUACUCAUUAUAGGAUAACAAUCGCUCCAUACGAUAAAAUUACUUCAACUACUGGGCGCAUUAAAAACUAUACAGUGCCAUAUCCGGGCACAUCUAUAAAGUUUGAAGAUCUUAAUCCAGAGACUAUAUAUAAUAUCACCGUUCAAGCCGGAACCAACAGUGGCUAUGGACAAAUUUUGUGGGGAAUUUACAGUACAUUAGCUCCCGACCAAAGUCACAUAUUGAAACUGAUUCAUCGUACACCAACUACUUUAACAGUCGGAUGGGAACCGACAUCGAGGAUGAAUCAAGGCUAUACGUUGACUUGGACAAGUUUACAUUCUGUAUUUCCGCAUGUUCGACUAGAUAAAAUAAAAUCUACAACAAUCGAUAGCGGCAUUAGAAAUUAUACAAUUGAAAACUUGGAGCCAUCCACUAUAUAUAAUGUAACAUUGCAACCAAAAGGUAGUGCAGAAAGUGCUUGGGGAGCAUAUGCAACUUUACCGCCAGGAUGGUUUAUCGUUCGCAAUUUCGUUUGGUGUGAUCGGACAAAUUACGCAAUUUCACUAAAUUGGGAACCACUUCCGUUGAAGUUAGCAACUCAUUAUCAGGUUCAAUAUUUACGAUUAAAGGAACAUGGUACUGCUUGGAUUAAAGAAGAAGAACGAAGAGCAGUCGAGUUGCUAUGUCCGAAGGAUGGCUGUAAUCGGCAAUGCUAUUUGGUUUUCAAUUUAGAGCACAAUCCUGACGAAUACAUCUUUCAGAUAAGGGCUAAGGUUAACGGACAGUGGAAUCAUUGGAAAACAGCAGGAAAGCCUGCAGUCUUUGAGAAACCCGAAAGAAAAGCGGCUUGUUGCAUAGUACCACCACCAUAUCCCGUUGAAAACAUUGGUCUACCUGGCACUUUUUGGGAAGUUGACAUAGCACCUGUUGAAUCUCGACCGCAAAACAUUUCCCGUUAUUACGUCGUCGUGGAUGAACGUGAACCUGCGGGUAGCACAAACUGGACAGAAUUAACUGAUAAAGUAACGGCAACUAAGUUAAAACUACCGUAUUAUGUGGCAGCAUCAUUUAAUGCGGACACACUUCCAACACCGACUAAGGUAAAGAUUGGAGAUGGCACGGUUAUUGGUGGAUAUCUCAAUUAUCCACUCGUUAAAGGAAAAAAAUACAAUUAUGAAAUUUAUUCCGUCUGGGAAUUGGAUGGAAAACCAGCGGUUGUUGCUCGUCAACGAGGUGAGUUUCGUUUGGAUUCAUUCGAAUCAUUUAAGUGA
Dracunculus medinensis (Guinea worm) is the source of this 8757-nucleotide messenger RNA. NCBI's taxonomy places the organism in Eukaryota, Metazoa, Nematoda, Chromadorea, Rhabditida, Dracunculidae. The record is from the annotation of a GenBank genome assembly.